AUGCUAACUUCUCUUCUACGGGUCUUUCGCCCAGCGUGGAAGCCUCUUUCUUUUCCCCGGAAAGGCAUCCCACUAGUGGCACCGUAUCAACUGAUUGAAGAGGAGACCAUCCCAGACUAUCUCGCGGAUCGCUACUACCCUGUCCGCAUUGGGGACGUCAUUCACGACCGGUAUCAAGUCGUAGGCAAGCUGGGCUAUGGCACCACUUCAACCGUUGGCCGUUGGCACGUCGCCCUGAAGAUCUUCAUUCGCGCCUCAUCCUUGGGGAAGCAGCUCGAUGACGAGCUCAACAUUUACAAUCGCAUAGCCGACGCCGCCACGCGCGGUCAUCCCGGCCGAAUUGCCGUCCGCCCGCUUCUCGACUCUUUCGACGUGAAGGGCCCAGACGACGAGCAUCGUUGCCUCGUACACCCGCCGCUUUGGGACAGCGUGCUCGCGCUGCUGCAUCGAAACCCCACACGUCGGCUGCCGCCGCUGCUCCUCGCCGUCAUUCUCAAAUAUCUAUUUCAAGCUCUGGAUUUCCUCCACACGGAAUGCCACAUUGCGCAUACAGACAUCAAGGCCGACAACAUCAUGUUCGGGAUAGGGGCCACCGAUGCGGCUUUUAUCAACUUUGAGCAGGAAGAGCUCAGAAGCCCGUCGCCUAGGAAAGAAGUAGAUGGCCGGUUCAUCUACUUGACCCGUGAGCUUCCGAUGCCCCAGCAGCUGGCGAACCCGGUCCUCUGCGACUUCGGCUCCGCCGUGCCGUUGGACGACGGCCGAGAGCACUGCGAAGACGUUCAACCGGACGCGUACCGCGCACCCGAGGUCAUCCUCGAGGCACCCUGGACGUAUAGCAUAGAUAUAUGGAACGUAGGAUGUAUGAUCUGGCACAUAUUCGAGGGCGGCCACCUGUUCAGCGGCCGGGAUCCCGAGCACGGGGAGUACCGGAGCCGGGCGCACCUCGGCGAGAUGGUUGCGCUGCUCGGCCCGCCGCCGCCGAGCCUGCUGGCGCGGGGCCGCCGCAGCGGCGAGUUCUUCGACUUGAGCACGGGCGAGUUCCGCGCCGGGAUUCCGCUGCCUGCCGCGCGGUCGCUCGAGGACCGCGAGACGACGCUGCUCGCGGCUGGAUCCGGACAGCAGCAGGACAGGGCGGCCUUCCUGCGCCUCAUGCGCAAGAUGCUGCAGUGGGAGCCGGAAAAACGCAGCUCGGCCAGGGAGCUGCUGGAGGACGAGUGGAUCCGGAAGCACACCGGAGGAGGUGGAGGAGGAGGAUGA
This is a messenger RNA of Thermothielavioides terrestris NRRL 8126, 1257 nucleotides long. RefSeq lists its product as uncharacterized. NCBI's taxonomy places the organism in Eukaryota, Fungi, Ascomycota, Sordariomycetes, Sordariales, Chaetomiaceae. Gene Ontology annotation, biological process: protein phosphorylation. The record is from RefSeq and is a predicted model, not a curated record. Gene Ontology annotation, molecular function: ATP binding; protein kinase activity. The transcript has 4 exons. The coding region runs from base 1 to 1257 and encodes 418 amino acids.